This is a messenger RNA of Rotaria socialis, 318 nucleotides long. Lineage: Eukaryota; Metazoa; Rotifera; Eurotatoria; Philodinida; Philodinidae. The record is from the annotation of a GenBank genome assembly.
AUGCGUUAUUUAAUGGAUCAAAUGAUCUAUGAAACAUUUCGGCAACAUUGGUUUGAUUUUAUUACAAUGAAAAAUGAAUCACAAGAGAUGACUCAACAAAUCGAUGAUAAUGGUCAUUUAAUUCGUUUAAAUUAUUUAUAUGAACAAGGUCCAAGAUGUCAAUUCAAUCAAGAAUUCUAUCAACUUUGGUCCAGUUAUUUUAAAAAUCAUUCAAGACUUUCCGAAGAAAAAUCGAAAGUGAUUCUAACAACAAAACAUGUUCAUUCUUUGAAUGUUCUAUUGGCUCAAUCGAAAUUAUAUCAUCAAGGACAAGUUUGA